GAACUUUUUUUCUUUCUCUAGACUCAGCUGGUCAUAUCCUUGCUGCUCCUCUACUUAAUCUCCGUGCAAGGAAAAGCAGGAGGCUGCGGGGCGGCGAGUGCGAGUCGGAGCCUCUGGACCUGAGCACCAUGAAGAGGCAGAUAGUCUCGGGUCAGUACCGGAGCCUGGAUGCGUUUGACAAGGACAUGCUCAGAGUGUUCAUCAGCGCCGAGAAAUACUAUGGCAAGAAAUCAGCGGUGGGUCGUGAUGUGUGCCGAUUGCGCCGGGCGUACCACAGCAUUCGCCGCAACGCUGCCAUCCAGCUCAGCGAUGCGGAGACAGGUGCCGCCAGCAACACGACAACCGCCGGCACCCAAGACUGUGACCCCAACGUACGCAGCUGUCACCAUAAUGACCAGCGGGACAGUGAGGACGAGGCCAUGGUUCAGUGUGAGCAGGGCACGCAGAGGGGUGAGGUGUGCUUCCCAUCCUCCCUGGUUCUCCACUCAGCUCUGGACCGCAUGGAGGCCCAGAAGAAACGGCUGGACAUGGUGGUGUGGAAGCUCCUGCAACACCAGCCCAGCACAGACAAGAGGCUCCCCACCGUGCCUCCUCCAAGCUGCCUCCAACCAUCCACCCAGCCGCCCACCAGCUCCCCGUGUGGAGCAGACAACAAGAGCAUGAGGGCGGAGGCCAAGAGAACAGAGGGCUGAGGAGGAGGACAGAACAUGAGGGUGGAGGCCAAGAGAACAGAGAGCUGAGGAGGAGGAGGAAGAGGACAGAAUGGUGGGGAAGGGGAUGUGCACUGUGUUCUCCACAAACAACACAGCAGUCUCUCUGGCAGCUCAAAAUGGACCAAUGGACCAGGUAGAGUAAAAUGACCAGGAUCCCAAUGCAAGACCCUAGAAAAGACAGAACAUGCACAGGUCAAACAUCUCGCCCCUGGGGAGGAGAAUGUGCUAUGUAAGUCCACCCUGGAUGAAUGGACAUAGGUCAACAGCCGUGGAAGAAGUGCACUCGCUGGCGUCAGUGGAUACCUGCAGCCACCUCUGGAUGUGGUGCCUUUCCCUUUGCACUAUCCUCUGCUUGGACAGACACUAUGGCCACAGCCAAUUUACGCGUUUAUACCCUUAAGCACCUUUUACUGCAAUUAAGCUAAUACAAGAUGUAACUAGUUUGCGUUUAAGCCAAACCAGAUUUUAAUGGGAAUAUUUGUACUUGUAUUUGAAUAUCUGAAUGUAUUGUUUAUGUAUUUGGUCCCAACAAAUUAUGCAAUUUUGGUCCAUGACCUAAACAGAUUGACAUACCAGCUAAAAAUAAGAGUAAAACAAUAUCUAACAGAUUAAAUGAGAAUAUGUUAGUGUUCAUAACAGCUAAAAGAAAGGAAAUAUAACUUAUUGACAUGUAUGCUUAAGAAAUAGAGCUUUACUUUUACUGCAGUUUGCAUACUUGUAGUAAUAAUUGUAUGAAGCUACAUUUUAUAAUUUAAAAGCACUUAUUAUCUACACUGUAUCAUAUUUGGUUUCUUAUUAGAUCAAAUAUUUUUUGGCAGAAGGCAGCUGUAUUGUGUAAUGUCUAAUUGCCUUGAAUAUUAAGAUAUUAGGAGUCGAAUAUGUAUAAAAUGUUUAACUGUACAGUACAUACAUAGGAGUAGGACACAAGGUCAUAAAACAUGUUCCUUGCUCUUGUUUUUUUCUCUUUGGUCCAAUCCUACAGUCUGUUUCCAGCUAAGAACUUUUGCAGACAGUGUCAGCAGUACCGUCAAGCCUACAUUUAUGACAGCAUUAUGAAGAUAGGUGCCAAAUGUUAAAAAAGUUGAAUGUUCAAUAAAGAUUAUUUUGCCCUGUG
Alosa alosa (allis shad) is the source of this 1827-nucleotide messenger RNA. Its product is annotated as histone-lysine N-methyltransferase ASH1L-like. Gene Ontology annotation, cellular component: RSC-type complex. Gene Ontology annotation, biological process: chromatin remodeling. NCBI's taxonomy places the organism in Eukaryota, Metazoa, Chordata, Actinopteri, Clupeiformes, Clupeidae. Gene Ontology annotation, molecular function: protein binding. The transcript is spliced from 5 exons. The record is from RefSeq and is a predicted model, not a curated record. The coding region runs from base 129 to 692 and encodes 187 amino acids.